This is a messenger RNA of Rangifer tarandus platyrhynchus (Svalbard reindeer), 318 nucleotides long. The record is from the annotation of a GenBank genome assembly. Lineage: Eukaryota; Metazoa; Chordata; Mammalia; Artiodactyla; Cervidae.
AUGUGUAUAUGUGCUGAGUUGCUUCGGUUAUAUCCAACUCUCCUAUGGACUGUAGCCUGCCAGGCUCCUCUGUCCAUGGGAUCCUCCAGGCAAGAAUACUGGAGUGGGUUGCCAUGCCCUCCUCCAGCGGUCUUCCUGACCCAGGGAUCAAACCUGUGUUUCUUAUUUCUGCACUGGCAAGCAGUUUCUUUACCACUAGUGCCACCUAGGAAGCCCCAAAACCCAGUUGAAAAGUGUGAAAGUCGCAUGCGAUUCUUUGUGACCCCAUGGACUAUACAGUUCAUGGACUUCUUCCGGCCAGAAUACUGGAGUGGGUAG